AUGGAGCCGAAGAGCAAGGACAGGAAGCUCUCUCCGCUGGGGGUGGCUGCAUCCGCAGCCUUGAUUGGCAUGGUGCUCGGCAACGACGACAUCCUCCGUGAGAUCCUGCUCCGCCUCGGCUUCACCAGCUGCCUCGUCCGCGCCGCCGCCGUCUGCAAGCAAUGGUACCGGGUCGCCUCCGAUCUGGACUUCCUCCUCAGGUUCCGUGCCCUCCACCCGCCCCGCGUCCUCGGCUUCUACGACAACGAACUCCUGCGCUUCGUGCCGCGCCCACAUCCCCCAGAGAUCGCUUCCAUCGUCCGCCGCUGCUGCAGCCUCCACAUCGGGUACCGCGUGGACAUCCUCUACGACUGCCGCAACGGUCGCGUCAUUCUCUGCCUUGUGGACGACACCGGAGAAGAGGGGACAUUUCGCUACGCCAUCUGCAGCUCACUGUACCCUGAGAGAGGCCUAACCUUCUUCCCAUGGCCCGACGAGAACUCCGAUGAUGAAGAAGGCGAGGACGAGGACGAGGACGACAACGACGAUGGUGAUAAUGAUUUGCUGUGGUCAGUUUUUGAUCAAGGUUUGCUUCUCCCCGAGGAUGGUGGUGACGGCCUCUCGUGCACUUCGGUGACCAUGACGCGCAGUGUUCGGGGAAUCAGGGCACACAUCUGUGACUUGCAAGCUGGAAACUGGAACAAGGUCCGCAGUUCAGAGGUCGUACUGUGGGCGGAUCUGCCGGAACAGUUAGUGGCAUGCCGCAAUUUUGGUUUCCUUGCAUAUGGCAAGGUCUACCGGAUUUGUAUGGCAGAUCACAUCCUCGGGAUAGAUUUAGCUUCUACGAGCCUGUUCUUGAUCAAGCUUCCGGAAGGGGUGAAGCACAGAUCUCAUGCUGCAAACAUUGGGUUAUCGUGUGCUGAGGUUCCGGGGUUUAAUCUUAUCCAUGUGAGUGAGGACUUUCAGCUUUCUGUCUGGAUCUACAGAACGGACUGCAGCGGCCCAGGCAACUGGGAGCUGGUUGACACAGUCUGCCUGCGUCAGGCCUUUGGUCACCUCGUGCAUCCUACCUGGUUUUCAGGGAAUGUGUUUUUCAGUGUAAAUGAUGUCAGAGAUAAUGCCGAGUUUGUCUUGUUUGAGAUAGAACAACAACUCUUCUACCUGGAUGUUUCAAGAAGGACUGUGGAGAAGGUGUACCAUGGAACCCAGAGUCAUGGAUGCCCGUUUGAUGUCUGUCCCUUGGUGAUGGUUUGGCCUCCUACUUUUCCAGAGCUGAACAAUGAUUGA
Messenger RNA from Miscanthus lutarioriparius, 1266 nucleotides. The record is from the annotation of a GenBank genome assembly. Lineage: Eukaryota; Viridiplantae; Streptophyta; Magnoliopsida; Poales; Poaceae.